Messenger RNA from Capsicum annuum, 1190 nucleotides. Its product is annotated as agamous-like MADS-box protein MADS3. Gene Ontology annotation, biological process: positive regulation of transcription by RNA polymerase II. The coding region runs from base 191 to 1000 and encodes 269 amino acids. Gene Ontology annotation, molecular function: protein dimerization activity; RNA polymerase II cis-regulatory region sequence-specific DNA binding; DNA-binding transcription factor activity, RNA polymerase II-specific. The transcript has 9 exons. Gene Ontology annotation, cellular component: nucleus. The record is from RefSeq and is a predicted model, not a curated record. NCBI's taxonomy places the organism in Eukaryota, Viridiplantae, Streptophyta, Magnoliopsida, Solanales, Solanaceae.
GGCUGCUACUAUCAAACUUUGUUAUGUCUUCACACAAAUGAACAGAAACUAUCUGAAACUUGGACCUUUGAAUUCAUUGAACCUAAUUUUCUUGGACCACUUAUUCACUUUUUCAUCAUCAUUAUAUUUUGAAACUGAAAGGUCCUCCCUUUGAAUUCAUCUUCUCAUAAAAUUGAAUUACUAGUGGUCUAUGGUCAGGUUUCUUUUACCUCAAAAGAGAAGGAAGACAAAAAUGGGGAGAGGGAGAGUGGAACUAAAGAGAAUAGAGAACAAAAUCAACCGUCAAGUGACGUUUUCUAAGAGGAGGAAUGGUUUGUUGAAGAAAGCUUAUGAACUUUCAGUGCUUUGUGAUGCUGAAGUUGCUCUCAUCAUCUUCUCUGGUCGCGGAAAACUCUAUGAGUUUGGUAAUGCAGGUAUCACCAAAACCCUUGAGAGGUAUCAACGCUGUUGCAUUAAUCCUCAAGACAAUUGUGGUGAAAGAGAAACACAGAGCUGGUACCAAGAGGUCUCAAAAUUGAAGGCCAAGUUCGAAGCUCUUCAACGAACUCAAAGGCACUUACUUGGUGAAGAUCUGGGGACACUAAGUGUGAAGGAGUUGCAGAAUCUUGAAAAACAACUUGAAGGUGCACUUGCACAAGCUAGACAAAGAAAGACCCAAAUAAUGAUGGAGCAGAUGGAGGAGCUCCGCAGAAAGGAGCGUCAUCUUGGUGAUGUGAACAAGCAGCUGAAGAUUAAGGUUUCCCUUGAACUAUCAUCGUUUGAGACUGAAGGACAAGGACUGAGAGCUCUUCCUAAUUUUCCAUGGAGUUGUAAUGCAUCAGCAGAAGCUGGAAGCAGCUCCUUUCAUGUCCACCAUUCUCAAUCAAAUCACAUGGAUUGUGAUCAACCUGAUCCAGUUCUUCAAAUAGGGUAUCAACAGUAUAUGUCUGCAGAUGGAGCCUCAGGGUCAAGGAGCAAUAUGGCAAUUGAGAACAACAUCAUCCAUGGCUGGGGUCUUUGAUAUCUAAUUCUACUUCUUGGGAUAUAUUUAUAUAGAACAAGUUUUCGCUUUAAGUUUUCAAGACUAAAAACUAAUUUAGUGACAUAUUUAUGAUGUGAAGUGCUUGUUAUAUAGUAGUAAUGUAUAAUUUUACUAAGUAUUACACUCCUGUUUAACCUUAUAAUAUAAGCUUUUCCAUUUGCUCGUAAAA